Tupaia belangeri chinensis (Chinese tree shrew) is the source of this 2528-nucleotide messenger RNA. RefSeq names its product GATA binding protein 4 (gene GATA4). The record is from RefSeq and is a predicted model, not a curated record. Gene Ontology annotation, molecular function: DNA-binding transcription factor activity, RNA polymerase II-specific; zinc ion binding; RNA polymerase II cis-regulatory region sequence-specific DNA binding. The coding region runs from base 176 to 937 and encodes 253 amino acids. Gene Ontology annotation, biological process: cell fate commitment; negative regulation of transcription by RNA polymerase II; positive regulation of transcription by RNA polymerase II. Lineage: Eukaryota; Metazoa; Chordata; Mammalia; Scandentia; Tupaiidae. The transcript has 5 exons. Gene Ontology annotation, cellular component: nucleus.
GUCAGGAGUAAAAGCAUCCACUUCCCAUCAUCCAUUUCUCAUCGUGGUUCUCUGAGCUGCUGCCUCAGGGGUUGAGGUCAGAAUGAGGAAGAGCGAGGACAGCCCUGGGGCCUUCUUACCUUUCCAAGGAAAGGGCAUUAUUUCUGAGAAGAUGGAAGAUUCCUGGUGAUAAACAAUGACUCAAUCCUCUGCAUCUUUUUCCUCUGUUUCCCCCCACCCAGUAGACAUGUUCGAUGACUUCUCAGAGGGCAGAGAGUGUGUCAACUGUGGGGCCAUGUCCACCCCGCUCUGGAGGCGGGACGGGACUGGUCACUAUCUGUGCAACGCCUGCGGCCUCUACCACAAGAUGAAUGGCAUCAACCGGCCCCUCAUCAAGCCCCAGCGCCGGCUGUCUGCCUCCCGCCGAGUGGGCCUCUCCUGUGCCAAUUGCCAGACGACCACCACCACACUCUGGCGCCGCAAUGCCGAGGGUGAGCCCGUGUGCAAUGCCUGUGGCCUCUACAUGAAGCUCCAUGGGGUCCCCAGGCCUCUUGCAAUGCGGAAAGAAGGGAUUCAAACCAGAAAACGGAAGCCCAAGAACCUUAAUAAAUCUAAGACAACAGCAGGUCCUUCCGGCAGUGAGAGCCUUCCUCCCACCAGCAGUGCUUCCAGCAACCCCAGCAACGCCACCAGCAGCAGCAGCGAAGAGAUGCGCCCCAUCAAGACAGAGCCCGGGCUGUCGUCUCACUAUGGGCACAGCAGCUCCAUGUCUCAGACAUUCUCAGUCAGCGCGAUGUCUAGCCACGGGCCCUCCAUCCACCCGGUCCUCUCGGCCCUGAAGCUCUCCCCACAAGGCUAUGCAUCUCCUGUCAGCCAGUCACCGCAGGCAGGCUCCAAGCAGGACUCUUGGAACAGCCUGGUCUUGGCUGAGAGCCAUGGGGACAUAAUCACUGCAUAAUCUCCCCUCCUUCCCUCCUCAUAUUCCUUCAUGGACCUGGGACUUGGAGGACAGCAGAGAGAGAGCCUCCGGCUCCCCAAAACCAGCCUCCACUGCCUGGGAAUGACUCCAGAAGAACAACUGGGAAGAAACUUGAAGUCGGCAGUUGGGUUAGGGGAUGUGAUAUGGGUUUUCUCGGAUGCCUUUGCAAGGUGGGAGGACUGGAAACAGCCCUGACUCAGAAGCACCUACCCUCUACCGCGUGCACACUCAGUUGCUCAAGCCUUGGAGCUCCUUGCUCAUUCUCCCUGCCCUAUCGCUGACAAGAGACAAGAUGUCCAUCUUUGUUUUCUUCCACUUUGGCCCAAGAUGCUCAUUCUUCCUUUGUGCUCCCAGCUCCGGAGAUCUGAGGGCGGUGAGGGGCAGGCUCUGGGACCCCUGCUCCGGCCUAAACAAGGGCAUCUGUUUGACCUGUAUUGGAAGGCCCUUCAGGCAGCCCCUGCCCUUGCCCAACACUCCCUGAGCCAUGGCACAUGCCUGCAUCCCCCGAUACCAAAUCUGACUCCAAGAAGAGCGGAUGUAACGCAGAUGUUACCAGACGCUUCCUGGGGAAGAGGAGGAGAGGGCUACUUCGCCCACCACACAACAUCACAGCCCCCCAACUCCACCUCCCCAAGUCCCUCCCCUGCUAAAGGCCUUCUACUUUAGCUCCCUUACUCAGGAGGCCUCUCAAAAUUAGACCUCUUCUGCUGUUGUGGGGGAUUCAGCUCUGCCCUUGCUUGUACAUGUCUCUCCCUCGGCAAAAAGCUCGGUAGUCUAGCCAAACAGCACCCCCUUAAGUCUACCCCCCAACAUGCCCCAUUCACCCCAUCACCCACAGGGGCAUUCUGAGUAAGAACAAAAUUGUUCCGCUGCUAAAGCAACUUUGGCAAACAUUCAUCUAAGCUCGAGAUCCUUCUGAAGAGUGUCUUGUGGACCCUGCCCUGGCUGGGGGUCAGGAGGCUUCCUGGGGACUCCAGCUGACUUGUUCUCUGGUCUUUCUGUGGACAUGGGCCUUUUGGGCAGAUAGCAGCCUGAGGCUACCUGAGGGGUGUGGAGCACCUGGACCUGCAUCCUUUCCUGGGCAGAAAUGUUUUGUCCAGGAGAUGCAAAAACCAGGGGUUCUAAGACAGAUAUUCAAAGCAAAUAAGCACAAUGAAACUAAACUCAUGGAAAGAACGAAGAGGACUGAUAGAAGACACUGCGGGCGGGCCUCGAGGGAAACCCCAACUCCGAGAGCUCUCAGCUGUUCUGCAGUUGCCGCUCCCUCUUCUGCACGUUGUGGCUCGGUUUCCACCUGCUCUGCCGGGGCUCAGUUGUCAACAGAGCUGUAGCUGACUGUGGCAUUACUGUGUCCUACCCCAAAACACCCAGCCUCUCCCCCAAAUCCUACUGGUUGUAGCAGAUAAUAUCUUUAAACCAAGAUUCUGUUUUAAUCAUCAUUUACAUUGUUUUCUUCCUGAAGGCCACCUCAUAUACUUUCCCUAAACCACAAACCUGUUAACAUUGUCUUAAGGUGAAAUGGCUGUAAAAUCAGUAUUUAACUAAUAAAUUUAUCUGUAUUCCUUUCUCC